AUACCAAAACAAAGAUUAACCUGUUCGACCAAGAUUGCAACAAAAAUUUUUCUUCGGGGUGUUAGUUUAAUUCCUAGAGUUCAUAAUGGAAGAGCUUUCAAGAGAGGUGGAGAAUUUAGACUUGAGCGAAUCAUCCGACGAUGAAUCUUCAGAGGAGGAAGAAUUGGCGAAAUUUCCCGUAGCAAUGUGGGAUUUCAAUCAGUGUGAUCCAAAGAAGUGUUCAGGUCGUAAAUUGGAACGCAUGAAAUUAGUCAAAUCAUUGAAAAUAAAAAACAAAUUUCAUGGUGUAGUUUUGACACCAUUGGGAACUAAAUGUGUCUCGCCAGCAGAUAAGGAAAUAGUGAUCAACAAAGGCAUUGCUGUAGUAGAUUGCUCCUGGGCUAAACUCGAUGAAACACCGAUAGCAAGUCUAAAAACUAGCUGUGGUCGCUUAUUACCAUUCUUGGUUGCUGCGAAUCCCAUUAACUAUGGGAAGCCAUGUCAGCUGAGCUGUGUAGAAGCUAUAGCAGCAACAAUGUAUAUUGUUGGGUUCAAAAGUAAUGCUAAAUAUUACCUUAAUAAAUUUUCUUGGGGCCAUUCAUUUUUAGAAUUGAAUGAAGAACUUUUGGAGAAAUAUUCCAAUUGUUCCAAUAGUCUGGAUGUGGUAGCAGCACAGAAUGAAUAUUUAGAUCAAGUCCAGAAAAGUCAACAACUCCGGGCGGGAAUGCCAGAUUUUCCACCGUCAGAGAGUGAAUCUUCUGAAGAAGAGAAUUGAUAGCUUCAUAAUAUUAUAGUUGGAGGAAUCAUGAAAAUAAUAUUGGAUAUCCUUGAAUAUUUGCAGACCGAGGGGGAAGAUUUAUCAAGGAUUUGAUAAGAAAAAUGAAAAGUCCAUUUAUGUGUAUGGAGAGGAAAAAAGUUUCAAAAUUGAUGGUAUGCAAAAUAUUUAUCAUCCUUAAUACACCACAAUAGAACCAAUAUUCAAUAAAAUACAUGAUGAGUAAAAUAAACUAGAUAUUUUCCUUGGA
This is a messenger RNA of Coccinella septempunctata (seven-spotted ladybird), 1004 nucleotides long. Its product is annotated as 18S rRNA aminocarboxypropyltransferase. Gene Ontology annotation, molecular function: rRNA small subunit aminocarboxypropyltransferase activity. Gene Ontology annotation, biological process: maturation of SSU-rRNA. The coding region runs from base 86 to 754 and encodes 222 amino acids. NCBI's taxonomy places the organism in Eukaryota, Metazoa, Arthropoda, Insecta, Coleoptera, Coccinellidae. The record is from RefSeq and is a predicted model, not a curated record. The transcript is spliced from 3 exons.